Messenger RNA from Macrosiphum euphorbiae (potato aphid), 510 nucleotides. NCBI's taxonomy places the organism in Eukaryota, Metazoa, Arthropoda, Insecta, Hemiptera, Aphididae. The record is from the annotation of a GenBank genome assembly.
AUGGCUGUCGUCGACGCUAAUUUACAAUUUAUAACAAUCGAUGUCGGAGCAUACGGCAAGGAAGAACCAGCUUUAUUACCAGAAACAGAAAGCAACCCUCAACCUUAUGUUUUUAUUGGUGAUGAAGCAUUUGCGCUCCAUACACACUUGUUAAGGCCUUAUCCUGGACGAAAUCUCACAGAUAUUCGUAGAGUGUUCAAUUAUAGGUUAUCCAGGGCACGUCGUAUGGUAGAGUGUGCAUUUGGUGUAUUGGCUAACAAAUGGCGAGUAUUGCACACUCCCAUUCAAGUAGAACCCGAUUUUACGGAUGAUAUUAUAAAGGCAUGUUGUGUCUUACACAAUUUCGUACGUAAAAGAGAUGGAACCAAUUUUGGAAACUCAGAAACAAUCUCGCUUGAAGAUAUUGAAGUUCAUGGAACUGGGACACGAUCUCAAGGUAUUGAGGUGAGAGAUUUUUUUUCAAAUUAUUUUAUUGGUCCAGGAGCCGUUCCUUUUCAGAACUCAAAAUAA